GGUCUCCCCGCAGCCCCACACAGCGCUGCGUCCCCUCCGGUUGGCAGUGCGCUAUCCCCCUCGAUUCCCCUCUCCCCGGGCUCCCUGAGGCAUUCGGAGGCUCCCACCGCCGGCCCCAAAUGUUUUCCAUAUUUGUUCAGCCUCGGUGAUUCACACAGCGGGAGCGGCUCAGCCCGCGCCCGGCCCAGCGAGUUCCCGGGGGCCCGCCGCCCGCCCAGCCGCCGGCCAUGGGCCAGGAGGAGCCGCCGGCAGCCCGGCGCUGCCCAGGGCCGACCGAGGCAGGGGCCCGGGCCGAGCGCGGGCCGCAGAGAGGCAAAGGGGUCCCCGCGGCGCGCGGGGAGGAGGAAGCCCGGACUUGCUGCGGCUGCCGCUUCCCGCUGCUGCUGGCCCUGUUGCAGCUGGCCCUGGGCAUCGCCGUGACGGCCGUGGGCUUCGUCAUGGCGGGCGUCAGCUCUUCCUUGCUAGUCAGAGACACUCCGUUCUGGGCUGGGAUCACUGUUUGUGUGGUGUCCUAUCUUGGGUUGUUUAUGCUCUGUGUCUCAUAUCAAGUUGACGAACGAACAUGCAUCCAGUUUGCUAUGAAGCUGUUCUACUUUCUGCUGAGUGCCCUGAGCCUGAUUGUCUGCGUCUUGGCAGUGGCUUUUGCCGCACAUCACUACUCCCAGCUCACACAGCUGAUCUGCAAAAACACCCUCGAUUCCUGCCAGUGCAAAAUGCCCACAUCGGAUCCGCUCAGCAGGGCCUUUGUUUACCAGGAUGUCAGUGACUGCACCAGCAUCACCAGCACUUUCAAACUCUUCCUCAUCAUCCAGAUGGUUCUCAACUUGCUCUGUGCCUUGGUGUGCUUGCUGGCGUGUUUCAUGAUGUGGAAACACAGAUACCAAGUCUUUUACGUGGGCGUCCGCUUGUGCUCCCUGACUACUUCUGAAGGCCCCCAGCAGAAAGUCUAAUUUUUUCAUUAAGGUUGGGGAGGGGGAAAGAAUAGCCUACGAAUAUUCUGGGCAAACUCGAAGACCUAAGAAUUAAAAACAGCAACAGCAACAUUUUUUUUUAGCACUUACUAAUGUGCAUAGGUUCUCAAUGAAUAUAUUUUUAUAUAUCUCAGCAAUACUAUUUCUAUUGCAGGAAAUUUUGGUAGGAAAAAAAAUCUAGAAAAUUAUAGGACUAUAAACGGAUAGUUCAACAGAUAUUCCAAUAAAACCAAUUUAUGAUUAUCUACAAUGGGAAAGGAUAAUAGCAUAACUGAAAUCUGAAUAUAGUCCCUAAUUGUCAUUUUACCCAUUAGCUUUGGGCUUCUUGGGCAGCUAGAUGGCAUAGUGGAUAGUGUCGGGCAUGAAAUCAGGGAAAUUCAUCUUGCUGAGUUCAAAUCUGACUUCAGACAUGUCCUAGCUGUGUGGCUCUGGACAAGUCACUUAAUCCUGU
This is a messenger RNA of Sarcophilus harrisii (Tasmanian devil), 1422 nucleotides long. It is a transcript of the gene SSPN, whose product is annotated as sarcospan. The record is from RefSeq and is a predicted model, not a curated record. Lineage: Eukaryota; Metazoa; Chordata; Mammalia; Dasyuromorphia; Dasyuridae. The transcript is spliced from 3 exons. Bases 228 to 950 code for a protein of 240 amino acids. Gene Ontology annotation, cellular component: dystrophin-associated glycoprotein complex; sarcolemma.